Molecule: messenger RNA, 1265 nt
Organism: Urocitellus parryii (Arctic ground squirrel)
Lineage: Eukaryota; Metazoa; Chordata; Mammalia; Rodentia; Sciuridae
Gene: Atox1
Product: antioxidant 1 copper chaperone
Biological process (GO): copper ion transport
Cellular component (GO): cytosol
Molecular function (GO): copper chaperone activity; metal ion binding
Source: RefSeq, a predicted model, not a curated record
GSGAGGGGUCUAAACCGAGGCCAGCCCAGGGGCGGGGCCUAGCCGAUGGCCGGACCCCCGAGGGGUGGGGUCUCCCCGCGMGCACUCCCGGAAGCGAAGCCGAGCCCGCCCUCAAGUCCCGGAGAGGCGUCGCCUUUGUCGCCGCUCGCGUCUCAGCCGCCGUCGCCGCCACCUCGGACGCAGUUGCUGCCGAUUCAGUCAUGCCGAAGCACGAGUUCUCUGUGGACAUGACCUGUGAAGGAUGCGCUGAAGCUGUCUCCCGAGUCCUCAACAAGCUGGGCGGGGUUGAUUUUAACAUUGAUCUGCCGAACAAGAAGGUUUGCAUUGAAUCUGAGCACAGCAUGGACACUCUGCUGGCGACGCUGAAUAAAACGGGAAAGGCUGUUUCCUACCUCGGCCCCAAGUAACACAGGCUGACAGUGUGGAGUGAAGAGGGCAGCUGGUCACCCAGUGCUAAUAAUGUCAGCUAUAAAACAGCAACAACAACACAUCCUUGGACUCAGAAAUCGCAGAUGAACACGUGUCUUCUUCUUGUGAAGUCCCUUCCUGAAUCUCAUCAACCAGAGAAAAUCAACUCAUAUCACAGAGAAGGAAGUUAAGCGACCCUCCCAGAGACACUCUGGCACAGCCUGCCACUCACCCUUUCUGCGGGCUGCUACUUGACUUUACCUGCAUAACAUGACUACCCUUCACCAUCCUAUUCCUCCCCUCAGCUCCACAGCCCAUGGCCACCUCCCUCCAGAAUGCCACACCCCUAUUUUCCCAGUAGCUCAAUUCAAAUUAAGCUCCAACCAUCUGGUGCUCAUUUCAGGGUCUUAUGUACAUGGUUCCCAGGUGCAUGCCAUUAAUAAAUUCACAGACUUUUUCUUUGGUUAAAAAUAACUGUUACAUACCAARUUUUAUCAUACUCAAAGCCAACAUCAAUUUAGCAUUUUUUUUUUCCCAUCUUUUUUUUUCUACUGGGAUUGAAUCCAGGGGCACUUUAUUAUUAAGCACCUUUUUCAUGUUGAGACAGGACCUCACUAAGUUGCUUAGGGCCUCACUAAGUUGCUGAGGCUGGCUUCAGACUUGCAAGUCCCCCCCUGCCUCAGGGUCCUGAGGAUUAUAGGUAUGURCCACAAGGCCCAGCAUCAAUGUAGCUUUUUCUGAGUCAGUCCGCUGUGACAGAAAACAAAGUAGCACAGGGUGUGGACUCUGGAGGCUGAGGCAGGAGGAUGGCAAGUUAGAAGCCAGCCUGGAAAAUUUAAUGAGACCCCGUGUCAAGA